Limulus polyphemus (Atlantic horseshoe crab) is the source of this 607-nucleotide messenger RNA. Its product is annotated as acanthoscurrin-1-like. NCBI's taxonomy places the organism in Eukaryota, Metazoa, Arthropoda, Merostomata, Xiphosura, Limulidae. The coding region runs from base 42 to 461 and encodes 139 amino acids. The transcript is spliced from 3 exons. The record is from RefSeq and is a predicted model, not a curated record.
AUAUUCAACUUGGCAAAAGAUUCUUAAGCUAAACGUUAAAGAUGGUGCAGAGGAAGCUGCUCUUAGCUGUUUGCUUUACUGUGUUGGGCCUGGCUGUGCGAGCCGAGGAUGAAGCUGAAGAUCUGAAGGCUGAAGCAACUGGCCAUUACGGUGGAGGAGGCUAUGGAGGAGGUGGAGGUUUAGGUGGUUAUGGAGGUUUUGGUGGAGGAGGUUUAGGUGGUUAUGGAGGUUUUGGUGGAGGAGGCGGAGGUUUUGGUGGUUAUGGAGGUUUUGGUGGCGGUGGCGGAGGAGUCCAACUUCUUGCUAUUCCAAUAAGUGUCGGAUAUGGUGGCGGUGGAUAUGGUGGCGGCGGAUAUGGUGGCGGCGGAUAUGGCGGCGGCGGCGGAUAUGGUGGUGGUAUUGGAGUGGGACUUGGAGGCAGAAGAUAUGGCAGAGGAGGAUAUGGUUGGUGGUGGGAUUAAAGGACAGGUACCAUUUUCUCAACACAGAUGAGAUGGAACUUCUACGCCUUCUCAGAAUCCUGAAUAUAAAUAUUACUUUUCAAGAUUAUGAUAUUUUCUAGACUGCUGUAUAUGAAAUUUUUGUAAAAAAAAACGAAACAAAUAAA